This is a messenger RNA of Gaeumannomyces tritici R3-111a-1, 3790 nucleotides long. RefSeq lists its product as hypothetical. Gene Ontology annotation, biological process: DNA replication initiation. Bases 342 to 3338 code for a protein of 998 amino acids. The record is from RefSeq and is a predicted model, not a curated record. The transcript is spliced from 4 exons. NCBI's taxonomy places the organism in Eukaryota, Fungi, Ascomycota, Sordariomycetes, Magnaporthales, Magnaporthaceae. Gene Ontology annotation, cellular component: DNA replication preinitiation complex.
UGGUGCAUCAGAGUUCAAGCUGUCUGGCAAUGAGGCAACGUCUGGUGGUGGGGGCGCCACGCCUCGAAAGUGGAACUCUAGGGGUUGUCGCGUGUGAGGGGAUCUCGACGCGUGACGCCACUCCAAAAAUCAUCCUUCGGCGUCAGACGCCAAUUUGUCCCGCCCCAUUGCCCAGCCAAAAACGAUACCUAUUCAUCCCUGCCUUGUCCUGGGUGACCUCGCCGGUAUCCACACGCCCGGACUGUCAAUGGAAACACCGACGAUUGUUUUGAACGAUGCAUUGAAGCCCGGCGACUCUAGAUUCGCCUUCUCAUGGGCCCGUCUUUUGGUCCAUCUGUAAUAUGCCGCCCUCCUCCGACGCGUCACGCCCACUGCCCCAGCCGAGGUCGGGCAUCUUGACGCCCGCCUCGGACGGCUCCGUCAACCGGCUGUCCCCCCGAGGCCUCGGGGCCCGACGGAAGGUUUCGGCCGAUAGUAGCGCCGUGGUCACAGAUCCAACCAAGCGGCCGGCCCGAACACGUCCUGCGCUGUCCAUGGAGGAGCUUCUUAAAGCAUCUAUUGUCGUCAAGCCGCAUCCGCCCAAUGUAUUCGCAAAGCCUGUCACUCUACAGCCACUCAUGCUGCUCCCCCGGGAGUGCUUGCCACUGGCGCAUAUCGACCUGGCCGACCCCCAUGGCGAACUCCCAUCCGCCCGAUUCUUCGAGUCCUGCAUUCGGAUCAUGGAACUCGAAGGCCGUCUUGGGUCUAACACGCUCAUCGCCCGCUCCGAGUCCAGCCGCAUCGCCUACGCCAUUGAACGCCACGGCAAUGGCUACUAUGUGCUAUGCAAACUGGGGUCAUGGGUAGACAUGACUGAGCUUGUAGAGGAUUCGACCGUCGCGUGUAGCGAACGCAUAACACUCGCUAAAGCUCCGCCGGCCACCUCUGCAUGCUUCGAACCGCCUUUGAUCACUCCGCAUAUAUACUCCGAGUCUAAGCGCAAACGGCAAGCAAUCGAGGACCUCCAGUCGCUCUGCAAGAAACGGCAAAGGUCGCAGUCGGUUACUAGCCUAGCGCCACAGCACCCGUCGCAGCAGUCGCAGAUCCCGCAAUGUCACCUGCCUACGCCAGUCGAUGAGGUUUCCCAGGUUGACCAACCGGUUGCCGGUUCUCCAACGGAACCACAUCCUCAGACUUUCCCGUUCCAGGACGAGGUGCAGCUGCCGACGUCUCUACAACCGCCGUCCAGCACUAUCCUGGAUACACAACAGACCGCAGGAGACAUUUUCAAUCAUAUACGAACACAGUAUCUCGAGACUUUGUAUCACUCCAUGGGAUCCCUGGCGUACUUUGCCAAGGGUCCUCUGUCGCGCGCGCGCGCUGCCUUCAACCUCAAUUGUGACGGGAAUCUCGAUAUGAGUGACCUCGUCGGGUUUCUGAAGAGCCUCGUCUUGACGACGAUACUGAUCGACAAGAAAUACCUGACCACGGUCCCCGGUGUGGUUGAGCAGAUGAAGCUGUUGGUGGAGAGCUCAGACGAGGGGAGGGCCACUCGUCCCAAAAAGAGGCUGCCAAAGAAAACCAGGAUAGGAAAAGACGGCCUCUAUCCGAACGAAGGGGACGACGUGAGGAGGUGGUGGACUAGGACAAGGCCCGAACUGAGAGACGAAGAGACAUCAGUCAACCCUCAGCAGGUGCGAUAUCACAUUUCGUGCCUGCGGAGGAGAGAGACGCUCUUGCAGCUCAUCUUGAUCCUCGAAAUACUCUCACUGGAGGGAUCUCAGCAGAUUGGGGACCCUGUCGACAUCCAGUUGCCAGGUCUCGAGACACCAUCAUCCCAAGGCCCCGCCAAGUCGACAGAUGCGAAUAAGAAGAAGCGCAACAAGCACAAUCUCCCGGUACUCUUGGAUGUGCACGCCGAUAGGCUCUGCAUUUGGGAAUCGACAACGCUUGAUGAAGUCAAAGCGCUGGCCGAGUCUCAAUCAAGAACCGGCGAAGUGAGGAAGUCGGAAAAACCACUCGUUGACUUUUGUGUUGACGUGAUCCUCCCAUUUUUCUCGUCUCGUCUUCCCGAGCCAUGCGACUUGCUUAACCGAAAAUUAGGCGGCCCUGUACUCAAGUCGCCCCCAAAGCAGCGGCGAGAGAAGGCGACCGAGAGCUCUUCCAAGUCACGGUCCAAGCCCGGCGCGCCCUCAAAGCGGCCUGUGGCCAAAUCUGUCUCGUCGAGCAAAUCAGCAAGAAGCCUCGAACGCGUGCUCUCUAAUGACAAGCUCAGAAGAAGCGUCUCACGAGGCCCGUCGGAUGCGCUGGCUCAUCUGAGACACGCAACCGUUUCUCACAUCCCAGGCCUGAAGCGGGAGGCUAGCGAGACGAGGAGUUUGAAGGACGCGCCCUCUGUUGAGACGAACUCCCUGAAGGAUCAUCCGACCAAUCCGCUGCUCUCUAGAAGCGCAAGCCUCACUGCCGUUGAAGAUGCCAGGUCGAAGAAGAAGGUACUGGUUGAGGCCGAGCUUCAGGAUGCCAUUUCUGCGCUCAAGAAGCCCAACCGGGUGCUUGCGGGCAAGGUCUUGGCUGAAGAGUCGGAAAUGCGACUUUUCGCAGGGCCAACCUACGUCACAAAACGCAAGAAACCAGUGCCCAGUCCUGUCGGCAACAAGGUGCAAGUCAAGGCAACACCAGCGAACGUCAGGUUCAAGAACGCUCUUGCGGACGACCCGCACCAUGGACGCGGCUUCAACCUGUCGCGUGCGCACCAGGCACUAAAACCGGCUCCCAUGGCCAGUCGCUCUGCCGAGGUAGACUUGGCUGGCGUCGCACGUGACCCUUGUGUUGCCAAUACUCCACUGGCGAACAGGACGUGGCAGAUGUCCGACACCAGUCGGAGGGAUGGGGCCAUCAUGGAUUCUCACGAACGGGGUGAUGACUGUGUUCUCACAUCAUCGCCAAUUAAGGCAAGGAAACGGGCUGCGCGACCGCAGCCACCACAAUGGCCAAAGCCUACGCCCAGUCGUGGCUUACUAUUUCCGCCUGGCCAAUCCGACAUGAUUCCUGCCUCUUCCCCACAGCGACCCCUAGAAGAGGAUGAGGACCCAUUAUCCACCAAGGUCAGAAGCAACGGGAAGGUAACGCCGAGGGCGCAUUUCCUAGCCGAGACACCAGUGAAGCCACGUCCACGGCCGGUUGCAGCUCCCACCGCCGCCGUGUCCAGUCUUACCGUGGAGACGCCCCGGGCAAAAAAGACCAUGGCAGCGGCGCCAACAUCCAUCUCCGUGGCUGUGUCCCCGCCAAAGGCAGCGCAGGCGACGACGAUCUACCAGCAGCUGGGCUGGGAUGACGACUAUCCUGACGAGCUCUCAUGACCAUGACUACAACAACGUGAAUGAUUCUAACGGACAGCAGAGAGAUUCUAAAACUGCUAGUACAAAUGUGGCUGCUUGUUCAGGCGCUUUGAAUAUAGACGAAUGGGUGGGUUCAGAGACUAUGGACAGGAUAUCAUUGGAUCGCUGGCUUGCAUAACAGAUGGCGUUUGGCUACUUUCAGGCAAUGAUUCCUUUGCCGGCUCGUUGCUCCCUUUUUUUUUUUGCUCUCUUUUUGCAUCAUGUUGCCGAGCGAGGAGGCGGGCGGCAAGGCAAUGGCGUUGGGGCGUGGUAGGAGGGGCUCUCGGAUAUGCAUUCGAAUAUCAUGCAGCGUAUCUUAGACAACACUUCGCGAGACCAUCUCGUAAAAUCACGGUUGCUCAACGCCCAAAGAAAACAAUGUCUUCCAGGAUCUAGAAUAUCUGGGCGUAAUCUCGCGUGCAGUCCCACUAGAG